This is a messenger RNA of Sus scrofa (pig), 3722 nucleotides long. RefSeq names its product distal-less homeobox 6 (gene DLX6). Lineage: Eukaryota; Metazoa; Chordata; Mammalia; Artiodactyla; Suidae. Gene Ontology annotation, biological process: embryo development; cell differentiation; regulation of transcription by RNA polymerase II. Gene Ontology annotation, molecular function: DNA-binding transcription factor activity, RNA polymerase II-specific; RNA polymerase II cis-regulatory region sequence-specific DNA binding. The record is from RefSeq and is a predicted model, not a curated record.
UGGCCGGGCCUGAGCUGCACGCUGGGGCUCCUCUGUCUCUGCUCGGCUGCCUCGACCUGAGUGGAUCUUGAGACUACAGGGAGAGAGACUAGAUCCGCAGCCCUGGGCUGCUCCGAACUUAAUGUCUUUCCCCAGUCCAUCUUUGAAAGAGAAGUGGUUCUACCACCUGGAUGUGCGGAUAUAAAUCCCCUUGCAAAUAAUAAAUGGAUUAAUAAUAACAAGGUAUGAAGUUCUUUUUAUAGAAAAAAAGGAGAGAAUUGAAACUAAAUGCGGCAGUUAGACAACCAUUUUGAUAAGAGGAUAAUUGAGGCGACACUGGUGUAUAAUUAGAGGAUAAUUUAUGCUAUAUCCACUUUUAUUCCACCUCCCAAAAUAAACCCAGUCCAUAAUCAUUACAGGCAAAUUGUUCUGAAUUUUAUAGCAGCAAUUUGAACAAAGUACUGCAGUUAAUCAUGGGAGAUUUUUGUGUAUUCCUGAUUAGAACUCUAAUUGCCUCCUUCCAGAAAGUAAAAAUAACUGUAAAACGACUCUAUUUUUAUCAUUAACAAUGUUGACAAUAAAAUAAAAUCAAUUGGAAUUGUAAUCGAGAGACAAAUUUAGGACGAAGGCACUUUUACUUGGGUAGUUUAUAUUGUAAUCAAGAUUUGCCAAACCACUAACCGCAUGUAUCAUUUGCAUAUAUUUGAAAGCAUUACAGUAGCUUCUGUUUUCAAUAGGAAAAAAUGCAUUACUGUCAGUGCUCCAACGAUUCGCUUUCAUAACUAGCUGCUGUGUUCUGGGAGAAAAAAAGGUCUCUCUCACCCCUUUUUGUUCAAUAUAUAGGAAAUACGGCCUGAAAUGGCAGGAACCUCGCCAGAACAGGGUCUGAUUUUUCUUUUUCUUUAGCCCCCCCAACACCCUUACCCAUGGGGUGGGGCCCAGGUGUGGGGGUUCUUCUUCCCUCUAUGGUUUCAAUAAAGUACGUCUAGAAAAAUCCACGGUGACAGGGCGCUCCCGCGGGACGGCAGUGGGACUGGGGGGCGGGGGGAGGAGGUCAAGGGAGGGGGCCUUGCUUUAAGUAUAGAGGGCACUGCUUCUGAGCACAGGCAGCCUGCUAGGGUGCAAGGGGACUGUGAGGGAGCAGCCCUCCGCGGACUGUUCCAGGGCUGCGGUACUGGGAACCGAGGCUCGGGGUUUGGAGACGUGAGCUGUGGAGGGAGGCAUCGGCGACCGGCCGGGCUGAGGCACCUCCCACCCCGGAGGCCUCUGCUCGGAGCCGCGCGGCCCCCGGCUGCAGCUCGGGGUUGGGAUUGGAGUUACCAAAGGUAGGCGAAGAACUCGGAGAGAGGCGCACACACCAGUGGAAGCCGUGCGCCUGUGACGUCAGGGGGCGACUGACCAAUGGGGAGGCGCUGCCCUUUGGAGACAAACCAUUCGACUCGUGGCGUCUGCAUCAAGUCUGAAAGCAGACGCGCAACUUUCGCAGAAUCCACCUUAAAAUCUCUGCCUUAAACUGCACCAGCCCCCAAAAAAUCCAAGGGGGGAAAAAGGGGGGGAGAGUAGAUUCCCCCCUCCCCCCUCUCCUCUCCCAUCCCUCCCCCUUCCUCCUCCCUUUGAGUUAACAAGGCCCCGCUCACUAUAUCUCUUUAUAUUAAAAAUAUAUAUAUUAGAGAAGAGCGAGGGAGAAGGAGAACCACCUCCGCCCCCUCUCUUUUUAAUUUUUUUUUUUUUUUUUUUUUGCAAGGAUCCCAAGAGCUAAGGUGGCUGCAGAGGGGAGAGCGGCGCGAGCCAAGUGGGGGAGGGUGGAGGAAACCCGGGAGAAGGCUUUCUCCAGCCCCCAAAGUUUUGAUGAUGACCAUGACUACGAUGGCUGACGGCUUGGAAGGCCAGGACUCGUCCAAAUCCGCCUUCAUGGAGUUCGGGCAACAACAGCAGCAGCAACAGCAGCAGCAGCAGCAGCAACAGCAACAGCAGCCACCGCCGCCGCCGCCGCCGCCGCAGCCGCACUCGCAGCAGAGCUCCCCGGCCAUGGCAGGCGCGCACUACCCUCUGCACUGCCUGCACUCCGCGGCGGCGGCGGCGGCGGCGGCCGGCUCGCACCACCACCACCACCAGCACCACCACCACGGCUCGCCCUAUGCGUCGGGCGGCGGCAACUCCUACAACCACCGCUCGCUCGCCGCCUACCCCUACAUGAGCCACUCGCAGCACAGCCCUUACCUCCAGUCCUACCACAACAGCAGCGCGGCCGCCCAGACGCGAGGGGACGACACAGAUCAACAAAAAACCACAGUGAUUGAAAAUGGGGAAAUCAGGUUCAAUGGAAAAGGGAAAAAGAUUCGGAAGCCUCGGACCAUUUAUUCCAGCCUGCAGCUCCAGGCUUUGAACCAUCGCUUUCAGCAGACUCAGUACCUGGCCCUUCCUGAGAGAGCUGAACUGGCAGCUUCCUUAGGACUGACACAAACACAGGUGAAGAUAUGGUUUCAGAACAAACGCUCUAAGUUUAAGAAACUUCUGAAGCAGGGCAGUAACCCGCAUGAGAGCGACCCUCUCCCGGGCUCAGCGGCCCUGUCGCCGCGCUCGCCGGCACUGCCUCCGGUGUGGGACGUUUCUGCCUCGGCCAAGGGCGUCAGUAUGCCCCCCAACAGCUACAUGCCCGGCUAUUCGCAUUGGUACUCCUCUCCUCACCAGGACACGAUGCAGAGACCACAGAUGAUGUGAGUUAUCUGAGGGCAAUCGAUACCCUAGGGUAACGUCUGAACAAGGCAAGGAGGAUCCAGGACCUGCCUGCAUCUGCCAAACCCAGCCGAGGGAGCAGCCGAGGGAGAACUCUUAAGGGUGGCCAGACCGUCUGGGCGCUUGCUUGCUCCCUCCCUCUCUCUCUCUCCUUCUCUCUCCUCUUUUCCCUCUGUCUCUCUUACUCUUCCUUUUUUUUUUUUUUUUUUUUUUUUUUUUUUGCCUCUCUCCUUUCUUCCCACCUUUCUUUCCUUUAUCCCUUUUCUUUCCUUAUCUGCUUUUCCCCUUGAGCAGCUUCAGUAAUUGAUCUUUUAUCUUAGAGAGAGAGAAACAGAGAGAGAGAGAGAGACUGGUUUCUAUGCCAGCGCUCCUGAAACCUCUCACUGUAAGGCUAUUUUCCCUUACCCCUUGGGAUCCAGGCUCUGAACCUCUUCUUCUCUUUGGGAGUAUCCAUCAAAAUGACUUUUUUUACAGACAUUAUUCCCCCUCCAGAAGAAUCUGUGCAAACAUGGCAGCGUUUUUACUUGUUUAAUGAGCUUAAGACAUUACAUGAUGAAAGGGAAGCAUUUCGGACUCCUGCAUUUUUAUUUACAACCCCAGACUGACAAAAAAAGAAAAAAGAAAGAAAAGAAAGAGAAACCCUCACAUAACAGCCCUUCUCUAAAGGAAAAGGAAAAAUCGGCUGUAAGAUUAGAACGUUGCCACAAAAGGAACGCUGCAUGUUUUAUCAGAAUGCAAUGAGCAAGAAUGAGGAUUUAAACAAACAAAACCACUCUUUCCCCACCCCUACCCCAAAACCCUGAACUGGAAUCAGGAAAGACAGAGGAACAACCAAAAUCUCAUUCUGUUGCUUUGAUAUCUUUACUAGGUGAAUUGGUGGCAUUCACUAAGCUAAUAGGGACGUUUAUAUCAAGAAACAUUUCUGUAUAUAUUGUUGAAUUUUAGUUGUACAUAUACUUUGUAUGUUUUUGUCUUCUUUCAUAUAUGGAGUAAAAGCCACAAAAUGC